Messenger RNA from Bathycoccus prasinos, 255 nucleotides. RefSeq lists its product with no specific name. The coding region runs from base 1 to 255 and encodes 84 amino acids. Lineage: Eukaryota; Viridiplantae; Chlorophyta; Mamiellophyceae; Mamiellales; Bathycoccaceae. The transcript has a single exon. The record is from RefSeq and is a predicted model, not a curated record.
AUGUCCGCGUUCUUCCGUCAACUCGGCUCUCUCAAAGUGAAAGAGGUCCCGGAGUUCCUUAAAAAAACAAUCACCAAAGAGAACGCGAUCGAGAAUUUCCAGAGAUAUUCCAAAGAGUAUAGGGAAAAGUACAUCCAAACGGGAUCGAUUGCGCCGGUGUACCACGCGAUGGGGGCGGUGUUCGCGACGGCGUACGUGACCGUUUGGCCGACGGAAUAUAGACAUUUCAAAGCGCAACAAUCUGGGGAGCAUUAG